Helobdella robusta is the source of this 915-nucleotide messenger RNA. RefSeq lists its product as hypothetical. Bases 1 to 915 code for a protein of 304 amino acids. Gene Ontology annotation, biological process: signaling. The transcript has 3 exons. The record is from RefSeq and is a predicted model, not a curated record. NCBI's taxonomy places the organism in Eukaryota, Metazoa, Annelida, Clitellata, Rhynchobdellida, Glossiphoniidae.
AUGACUGAACCUUGGGACAAAGUUUAUCUAAGAAAAAUAUCUCACCUAGGUAAUUUAUCAUUGAAAUAUACUGAACAUGUGCAUAGAAAUUUCAAAUCUGAAAAGCCCAAACCUUUUCACUAUCCUGUUCUGCUAGCUAACAGAAGCUCAAUACCUACAAAGCCCUACUCUUCAAAAAAUUGUUCUAAAAAUGUUUCUAAUGGUUCAGCUUAUGAAGAUAACGUUAUCACGAAGCAUGUCACUUCAUUCGUUAGUGUUGUUGGAACUAACUGUAACAACCAACAAAACAGCAACAGUAAUGAAGAGAGUUGCAAAAAUAUUGAGACUUCAUAUCAUACCACCAGCAACUGCCAUCAACAUAGCAACAACAACAACAGCAAUAAUAUCAACAGUUUCAAUUUUAAUAAUAAUAAUAACAAUAAUAAUAAUAACACAGAUUAUAAUGAUAAUAAUAGCUCUAAUGUAAAUGUUGACUUCCAAAUCAAUAUUUCUACAAUUGUUACAAAUGGUGCUUUUAAUUCUGAAGGCAACAGUAAGCAUACAAUCAGCACAACGUCAAAAGCAACAGAAUUGAGCGAUGAGCCUAAUGGGAAGUGUGUAAAUGAAAACUCUGAUAACCUCAUAACCAAUCUCAAACUCAGUGAUGUUAAUUUUAGUAUCACUGAUUCCAGCUUAACGGAUAGUGAAAAGACAACAACAUCAGCUGAUCAGUUCCAUGUAACAACAACGGAUCUGGAAGGAUUCUGGGAUUUGGUGAUUAUUCAGGUCGAUGAUGUGGAGGCCUCUUUCAAAGAACUCAAUGAAAUUAGAGAUAAUGGAUGGAAGGAAAAAAUUAAAGAAGAAGUUCUCUCCCCAAGUAUUAAGGUUGAUAAUUUCUACAAAAGUAAUUUGUACGUUCUAGUUAUUAAUCUGUAG